This is a messenger RNA of Sinocyclocheilus anshuiensis, 503 nucleotides long. Its product is annotated as solute carrier family 12 member 4-like. The transcript has 2 exons. The record is from RefSeq and is a predicted model, not a curated record. Gene Ontology annotation, molecular function: potassium:chloride symporter activity. NCBI's taxonomy places the organism in Eukaryota, Metazoa, Chordata, Actinopteri, Cypriniformes, Cyprinidae. Gene Ontology annotation, cellular component: plasma membrane. Bases 232 to 498 code for a protein of 88 amino acids. Gene Ontology annotation, biological process: chloride transmembrane transport; cell volume homeostasis; potassium ion homeostasis.
UCACUCAGACUCAAAAGAGUGAUUGAUGUGUAAAUGAACGAUGUUCAUUAAUGUGACUCUAUCAGACUGAGCGCUGACGGCGGUCUCUCUGUUGAUUCAGACACGGUCCGCGUCACCACCACGGCUCAUCUGGCUCUGCUGGUGCCCAAGAACAUCUCUCUGUUCCCCAGCAACAGCGAGCUGUGUGCAGACGGCUUCAUCGACGUGUGGUGGAUCGUGCACGACGGCGGGAUGCUGAUGCUGCUGCCCUUCCUGCUGCGCCAGCACAAGGUGUGGCGGAAGUGCUCCAUGCGGAUCUUCACCGUGGCUCAGAUGGAAGACAAUUCCAUCCAGAUGAAGAAGGAUCUGGCCACGUUCCUCUAUCACCUGCGCAUCGAUGCCUACGUGGAGGUCGUGGAGAUGGUAAAUAACCUUCUGUUAUUUAACACGAGCGCCAAAGACACUCUCCAAUCCUGUUAUGAUCCUUCAUCUGAUCCUGAUCAUCCACAUGACUGCUAAUAUCA